AUGUCUUCAGAAUCAGAAGAGGAUAAAGAGAGGCUGGUUCAAGCUGCCAAAACAUUUUUCCUUCACAUGCAAGAUCUUGCUGCCUUCACUAACAUGCUUAUUGAAUUGUUUAACAGCACUAUGAAUACUCAGAUCCAGUCCAUGACUGUGAAAGAAGAUGAUAAUGCCAAGGAUGUCUUUGAACAAAUGUUCAAAAUUUUUAAAGAGAUGCAAUCUGUAGUGGAGACAAAGUAUGACCAAAUGCAAAAGGAACCUUUAUAUUCCAAGAUUGCAACAGCUGUUUGCUCUAUGGUUGAGAAUACCACCAAUGUAAAGGAGUUGCAGCAGUCGGCUAAAGAAGUGUUCAAAACUGUUCAAACACCAGUCAUUGUCUCUGCAUUGAAUAGUAGCAACAUCCUUGGGAUUUUGGAAUCUUCUCUUUCACUCUUGAUGAAAUAUCCCGUCAUGAAUCUUCAGUUAGGUGACCUCUAUAGAAAAGACACCAAAGAGCAAUCAGAUGCCAACACAUCCAAGAAAAACACAAGUCCGGGUCCAUCCAAAAUUGGUACAAUAGACAUCUUGAAAAAAUUGCAGGAUGUGCUAGAAACUGAGGAUUCCAAGAAUACCAUCAAGUCAAUUGCAGUUCAGUUGGAGGAAGUUGUCAAAACAGUAGCGCCAAUCUUAGAAGUCCUCCAAAAAGCCAUAAAUACUAUGGAAACCAAGGUUUCUGUGCCCAAGAAAGCCAAUUACUAGUAGGAGUGCAACAGAACUGCUCAUUUCUGUCAGAAAAUCAUUUUGUAUCCUGUGAAUAUUUGGAGUAUGUUUUAAGACCUUUGAUGCCACAAAUGAGUUAUGUUAGGACAGAAGUACAAAGAGUAGUCACCCAGUAGACCAUUUACCUCAAGUUUUGCUUUAUUCAAAUAAAAAUAAUCAAAGAAAACCUACUUGAAAUGGCAGUUACUAAAAAUAACAUAUUGUUCAGAACAUCAAGGAAAUGUAUUACAUUUGAGGAUGUCUCUAAACAUUACAUAUCAUCUUAAAGCAUAAUUAAAAUAACCCUAAACUAAUUUCUACUCUUAGUAGUCCUAUUUCUAGAUACUACAGUGAGAAGUCCAGGUAAAUGUAAACAUUAUCAUUAGAUAAUCUGGCAGAAACUACUGUUCAGGCACAGGAAACAUAUAAAGUAAUUUUCGGCAUUUUUAAAAAGAUUUUGUUUAAUUGAGAGAGAGAGAAAGAAUGAGCAGGGGUAGUGGCAUAGGCAGAAGCAGACUCCCUACUGAGCAGGGAGCCUGCUGUGGGGCUCAAUCCCAGGACCCUGAGAUCAUGACCUGAGCUGAAGGCAGAUGCUUAACCAUCUGAGCCACCCAGGUGCCCCUACCUUCUGCAUUUUUGUCACUCAUAUACCAAUCUCUGUAUCAUCAGUGCCUUACCUAUCAUAAGCCAUCACUAGAUUCUUUUGGUAUGACUUAUCCAGGAGUAAAUAAGAACAAUCAAUGAAGAGUAAUAGUUUUCUUACUUGGAUAAGACCAGGGCAAAUGGUUUAUUCUUGUCUGUCUCCUAUUGAGGUGUUAUAAUUAGGAGCUAUUGGAGUUUCAAAAAUGGAGGUGCUCUAACCUUUCACAAAGAAAAGACUGUAACACUCAUAGAAGUAGGAUUUCUGAGAUGUGCUUGUAUUGGGGAAGGAAGGUUAGACAAAUCCCUUGCCUACCAGAAGGUCUUUGGCCCUUAUCCAUGGGAAAGAGUGUAUGCUUUCAAGAUGGCCCUAUUCUACAUGACACCUAACAGGAACUUUGUUGAGAAUUUUUAAAAAGCAAUGAAUAACUCUAGUUCUUUCUUGGAAUUUUUCUUCUGAGAAUACCUAAGGUUUGUCCUCAUUCAAACAUGUUCUCAUCUCAAGUUUGAAAUCUCAUUUUCUCCUCUACAAAUAAAACAUAUUUCCCUACACUUAAAAACUAGGCUGAAAUAUGAAAAACUGAAAGAGAAAAAAAAACUGUGAGCAUUUGAUGGAGUGGGGGAAGAAUACACUCUAUUUCUGUACUUUUAAGUCUGCGAUGCAGUCACAUCCACCAAGGUUGCCACCAUGACCUCCUCAGUUGUGGAUACUUUGAAGUUGCA
Messenger RNA from Nyctereutes procyonoides (raccoon dog), 2094 nucleotides. RefSeq names its product chromosome unknown C12orf60 homolog (gene CUNH12orf60). The transcript has a single exon. Lineage: Eukaryota; Metazoa; Chordata; Mammalia; Carnivora; Canidae. The record is from RefSeq and is a predicted model, not a curated record. The coding region runs from base 1 to 732 and encodes 243 amino acids.